This is a messenger RNA of Caenorhabditis sp. 36 PRJEB53466, 1232 nucleotides long. The record is from the annotation of a GenBank genome assembly. Lineage: Eukaryota; Metazoa; Nematoda; Chromadorea; Rhabditida; Rhabditidae.
AUGGAGCAAUACUUAAAGUACGUGAGUCCGAUGCGUCCGGUGUCAGCGCAUCGUGGUCAUCCGCCAAGGAAUCGACGAUCGAGAAAGUGUGCGGGAUGCUGUUCGAAAUGCCAGUUGUUCGUUUCGUAUUUGCUUGUGGUAAGCAAGUGGCACCACACGUGGCUGUCCCCUUUUUCGGAAAAGUAGAUUUUUUAGUCAAAAUUGGUAAAUAAUCAUGUUUUUUGAACGAAUUCCCCCAAAGUUCCACAGGAUAAAUAUCGAUUUUUGUAAUUUUCAGAUUGUUGGAAUACUUUUCCUCGCCCUUGCUUCGUGGCUCUUCUUCUUCCGUGGUGACCUCGUCCCUCUCAUCCACAGUCAUUUCUACGUGAACUGUGUCCAUUUGGCCGUCGCCUGCGGAUUCUUCAACAUCAUUAUUGGAUUCUUGGUUCAUUCUGCUGUCAACAACCGUUGCGCACUGGUCUUUGUAAGUAUCUCAUCAUUUUUCUUUCUGGAAACUUGAAUCUUUCAGUAUCUCCUGAUUCUAAUUUUCUCCGUGAUCCUCGAAGGAUGCCUGGUGUACUUCACAUUCUCCUACCAUGCCACGUACAUUCAAGAGUUGGAAGUCUCGCUUCCGAAUGAUAUUCUCAACAACUAUGGACAUGACGAUCAAAUUACUGCUGCUGUGAAUUUCAUGCAAAGAGAUGUAAGGAGGAUUAAUUGGAAAGUCUCAAAGUACACUUUUUCCAGGGAAAAUGCUGCGGAUCCAAUGCAUUUAACGAUUGGCCGAAGCCUGAGGUCGAGGAUCACUAUCUACCGUAUGUUAAGGUACGUUUGAGUUAAUUUCACUUCCUCAUCCUGAAACUUAUCCGGGUUCAGACGGUUCAUCAACGCAUCCAGUACGUACCGGACUCGUGCUGCAAAGGAACGCAUCAGCGGAAAGGGUGUGCUUUAAGCGAUAGUCCGAAUAAUAUUUUCUAUAAGGUAAGUCAGGUGAACUGGAACUGGUCUCAUAAUUGAGCUUCUGAUCACGGAAGUGAAAGUCGGAGCACAAUUUCUGUUUUCAGGGUUGUUUGCCGUUCUUGAAAGAGGAAGUCUACAACAACCUCAACUUCCUGUUCACAGUCGCCGGCGCCUCUCUGCUCCUCCACAUCUUCAACCUGUUCUUCGGAUGUUGUGCGUGCUUCAAGAAUGACGACGAUGAGGAGGAUGAUCCAUUCAAGGACUACGAUCAGGAAAUGCAUUUGUUUGACUAA